AUGGCCGCCCUGAGAGGGUUCAAGUUCGACAAACUCGCGGAGAGUCAAAGUCUAAGCGCGCAGGAAGUGGACCACCUAGACCGAGUAAGCAUGGUAUCCUUGAAGACGUUAAAAAUACCUGAACAAGUCAGGCAAAAACUACAAAACUUGGCAAAACAAUUUGUGAAAAAAAAAGAUCUGGAAAAAUUGGGAAGAUAUGUAAUGCAGAAAGUGACAAGCAGGAACUGUGUAGAGUUGCCUCGAAUUUUGCCCUCCAAAUUGGUGCAUCAGUUGCAGGAGGAGGAAGAGGAGGAGCAGAAAGGGGGAGAACCGCAACCGUGCAGUGAAGAAAAAAAAAAGAAACGAAGGGGAAGGAACAAAUUAGGUAACCUGCUUGAAAAGAAAUCAUACCAAUGUUUAAGGCAACAUUUGGAAGAGUACCAGAACAAGUGGAAAGAUGUGGAGCAGAUGGCAUUGGCGCACGCGGAGGAUUCGAGACACAUAGGAAGGAACGUUUCCCCCGCGAGGAUGACUUUCUUCCCUGAGUCGUCCAUCGCGUACACGCUUCACAAUUUUAAUGCUCACUACGGUGUUAUGUACCGAGUUCUGCACGAGAUCAGGACCCGAGUCCCAACAUUUAUGCCCAAGAAGGUGUUGAUCUAUUCAGCCGUCCCCGCUGUUGCGGUGGUGGCGGUGAAUGAGUUGUACCGCAGCGGGAGCAGCGGCAGUAGCAGCGGCAGCAACAGCGGCGGCAAUAGCGGCGGCAAUAGCGGUCACCACAUCGUGGCCGUGGAGUCCUCCGACUCGUUCGAAUCCAUUUCGAAAUAUCUGACGGAUCGCAUCCCAAACGUCAUGUACCAGAUGAACCUCUACAAUAUCAUGGACAAAUAUGACCUCAUCAUGACGUCGCACAUUCUACUAACCCUCUAUGAUUACAACGCAAGAAAUUUGUACAUAAAGAACAUGUGGAAUAGGUUGUCUACUGGAGGGAUGCUCAUCAUUGUAGAGAGUGGCACCCCCACUGGAUUUCGGAUGAUCCAUUCGAUAAGAGAGCUCUUUAUAACCGAGUUGAAGUAUGACCGGUUUCACUUCAUCGCCCCAUGCCCUCAUGAGAGCAUUUGUCCGCUAGCCUUAACAGGGAAGGACUGGUGCCACUUCUCUCAGAGGACACAUAGACUCUCUCAUCAUAUUUACUGCAAAGGUAGUCGAGCGAAGAAUGUAGACGAGUUAAAAUUUUCCUAUCUUGUGAUCCGUAAAUGUGAAGGCCCCAGAACAGCAUACAGAUCCGAAGCGGAGGCCUUGACUCCUGAGGAGAAAUCCUUUUUCUGGCCAAGGGUCAUCCUUCCUACCAUCAAAUCGGGCAAGCAUGUCCUAAUCGACGUAUGCUCCAGGCCGCAAAAUUUCGAGCGACUUGUCGUCACCAAAAGUUCAUCCCUGAUUCCCAAUUUACGAACAAGAAACGGCACAAUCCUUAAGGGCUAUGGAUACAAAAGCGCGAGGAAGUUGCUUUGGGGAGACCUCUUCCGCUUCACCAAGAGGAUUAGCCGCCCUGAUGCAAGACUGUACACUCCGGAAAGCACAAAGCAGCACCUGUACCGCCUGUACAAUCGACAAAAGCGCCGACAAAACGUGACGGACGUCGUCGACCGCCAGUCGCGCGAACACUUCGAGUCUCGCGCUGUGCAGUUUUACGGCUCCUAA
Molecule: messenger RNA, 1680 nt
Organism: Plasmodium inui San Antonio 1
Lineage: Eukaryota; Apicomplexa; Aconoidasida; Haemosporida; Plasmodiidae
Exons: 1
Coding region: 1-1680 (559 amino acids)
Biological process (GO): translation
Cellular component (GO): mitochondrial small ribosomal subunit
Molecular function (GO): methyltransferase activity; structural constituent of ribosome
Source: RefSeq, a predicted model, not a curated record